AUGAAGCCGGCGAUCAGCCUGCGGGAGGGCACGGCAUGCACGCCCGCCGGUGCCGGCUCUCCGGCUGCGGCACCCUCCAUCGAUCGCCUGCAGGUCUCCACGAGGAUCGGAGGAGAUGCACGGGUUUAUCUUUGGCGCACGCGCCUCGGCCUCGUCGGAGAAGCGUGGCUCACCUUGCGCACAAAGAUGUGGAAAGUAGACAAACCCAGUCGUCCGCCUAUUCCCUUUCCCCUUUCUAUCCCCUCCUCCACUGCAGCUGCCCUGCUGCCCCCUCCUCGGCGAGGCGCCUCACGAGCGCCGCGAGGUCAGCGCGGGAGCCGCGCCCGCACGAGCGCCGCGAGGGAGGUGGCCAAUACGGCGAGGCGCCGCGCCCGCACGAGCGCCGUGAGAUCAAAGUGCAGCAGCAGCCAAUACGGCGAGGCGCAGCGACUGCACGGGCUCCGCGAGGUCCAGGGGCGGAAGCAGCCAAUACGGCGAGCGGUGCCUGUCCGGCGACCAUACGGCCUCCGCGGCGUGCUCGACCUUGCUCCUACGCCUCCUACCCGGGCUGGACCUCCCCCCGGGCGUCGUCCCCACCCGCAUCACCAAGCUCCCCAACGGCGUCCGCGACUCGGCGUCGCCUCCGAGGAUUUCCAGGGAGCAGCACAGGGAUGGCGAUUUUGGCAGCUCUGCUCUGAUGAUGCCGUCAGAGCACAGCUUGCUCGUUUUCAGCAUGAGGAAGAAGAUGAUUUGACAGGGAGCAGCACAACUUGCUUGUUUUGUUUCUCUGUAGCAAGUUAUUCUAUAAAUACUGAACACUAUGCAAGGAAAUCAGCAGCUGCCAUUGUUCAAGAAUGUACUAAUUCUCUGAACAUUGUUUUGUUUUUCUGUAGCAAAUUAUUUCUAUGAAUUCUGAACAUUUGCAAAGAAAUCAGUAGCUUUCAUUGUUAAGAGAAUGAGCUAAUUCUCUGAAAAUCUUUUUUGUUUUUAGCAUGAGGAAGAAGAUGAUUUGACAGGGAGCAGCACAGCUUGCUUGUUUUGUUUCUCUGUAGCAAGUUAUUCUAUAAAUACUGAACACUAUGCAAGGAAAUCAGCAGAUGCCAUUGUUAAAGAAUGUACUAAUUCUCUGAACAUUGUUUUGUUUUUCUGUAGCAAAUUAUUGUAUGAAUUCUGAACAUUUGCAAAGAAACUGUUGCUCCUUUGGAUCGAUGCCGGAGGCGGGACUGACUGACUCACCGCUGUUUCUUCAUCCGCAACACGUUCAGAUUAACACCGAGGCUCCCUGCCGUUCACAGCGUCUUGCCAAGUACAAUACUAC
Molecule: messenger RNA, 1297 nt
Organism: Triticum dicoccoides
Lineage: Eukaryota; Viridiplantae; Streptophyta; Magnoliopsida; Poales; Poaceae
Exons: 3
Coding region: 1-888 (295 amino acids)
Source: RefSeq, a predicted model, not a curated record